Molecule: messenger RNA, 1476 nt
Organism: Haemonchus placei
Lineage: Eukaryota; Metazoa; Nematoda; Chromadorea; Rhabditida; Trichostrongylidae
Source: the annotation of a GenBank genome assembly
UUGAGCCACUGGCCAUGCUCAUACGCUUCCUACCCCUACCUGAAGGGGUUCGACUGUCGAGAACAAGUGGCCGUGGGAAAGUGGAAAAACUCAGUGAACGCUUCUGGAUGGACGUUCCUGGAAGUUGAGACCCAACCAAAUUUCGAUCCCCAGCUCCAAGCGUAUGCGGCUGGAUACCUUGAAGGUGUAUUGUCACGCGAAGUACUUCACUACCAUAUUCAAAACACCGCGGAGGACUACUGUACGAACUUCACGCAGUACUGUAAAAGGAUGAACGAGUUUGUGGGCCAAAAUCAGGACUACAUAAAACAGAAACUUGCGUCGACAUCGAGAGAUGAUAUGUACUGGUCAGCAGUCAACCGGACGUAUCACCAACUCACCGGCUUGAUCGAUGGCUAUGAAGCGCGACCGAUAACUCCAAGAAUCUCCUAUGAAAUGCACCCUAUUUUGUUCAUGAACUGGAAUGGAGAUUUCUAUGAUCUGGAGAAGAAGCUCAACAAAAGUAGAGAUCCUGUCCAAGACCAAUUGGGAGGCCGAUGCUCUGGACUGAUAAAAGUGGCACCGAAUAACACGGAUCUAUUCAUUUCUCAAGUAACUAUGAGUGGAUUCCAGAACAUGCUCAGAGUUCUCAAGCUCUACAAGUUCGGUUAUGAUCGUGAGUUCUUCCCUGGUCAUACUACGUCAAUGGCUUCAUAUCCUGGGCUGUUGUAUUCAUCUGAUGACUUUGCCCUCAUGUCCUCCGGAUUGGCAGUCAUUGAGACGACAAUCAGUGUAUUUAACCUUACACUUUUCGACAAAACCAAAGCUGUGGGGCAACUGCCAACAUGGAUUCGUGCCAUCGUAGCGAACCAAAUGGCUCGCGAUGCCAGAGAGUGGUGCCACCUCUACGCAAAGUACAAUUCGGGAACCUACAAUAACCAAUGGGCUGUGGUUGACUACAACAAAUUCACUCCCAACCAAUCACUUCCAGAAUACGGGCUCCUAUACGUCCUCGAACAAAUGCCAGGCACAAUAGUCUACCAGGAUCUAACAUGGUUCCUCCAGAAAUACUCAUACUUCCCCUCUUACAAUAUCCCAUUCUUCAAGAAAAUCACCGACAUCAGUGGUUUCGUCAAUCAGGUACGUCCCCUCCAAGGAAUACUACGUGGUACAUGCAGUAGGGAGCCAUUAGAACUUCUUAUGUACAACGACUACACAAAGGACGAGUUCUCACGAUGCAACUGCAAUCCGCCUUACUCGGCCGAGGCUGGCAUUUCGGCUCGUGGAGAUCUGAAUCCCGCCAACGGUACCUACGAGUUCCCAGGUCAAGGACAUGUGAAUCACGGUGCACUUGAUUAUAAGGGAACGAAUGUUGCCAUGAUGAAGAAGCUCGAGUUCCGCGCUCAGGGCGGCCCCACGUGGGGAACGGUCCCGCCAUUCCGAUGGAGCACAUUUGACUUUGUGAGUUUGCUAGUCCGUCCAACUUUGAUAGUCUAG